AUGGAUCGUUUUUCUUCUACUACUACUAUUCCUUUUGCUUUUCAUGGAGCUAAAGAUGACAUCACCAUGCAAUUCUCUUUGAUUUGGACUCAAAUCAAAGCACCAUUGAUUGUUCCAUUGCUAAGAAUAUCAGUGUUUUUAUGUUUGAUAAUGUCAGUGAUGAUGGUUAUUGAGAGGGUUUAUAUGGGUAUUGUCAUUUCUCUUGUGAAACUAUUUGGAAGGAAACCUGAAAAACGUUACAAAUGGGAACCUAUUAAGGAUGAUAUUGAGUUGGGAAACUCUUGUUAUCCAAUGGUUCUUGUUCAAAUCCCUAUGUAUAAUGAAAGAGAGGUUUAUCAAUUGUCAAUUGGUGCUGCAUGUGGUCUUUCUUGGCCUUCUGAUAGGAUCAUUAUACAAGUCCUUGAUGACUCCACUGACCCAACAAUCAAGGAGUUGGUGCAAAUAGAAUGCCAAAGAUGGGCAAACAAAGGAGUGAAUAUAAAGUAUGAAGUUAGAGACAAUAGAAAUGGAUACAAAGCAGGGGCACUGAGAGAAGGAAUGAAACAUAGCUAUGUGAAACAAUGUGAUUUUGUUGCAAUAUUUGAUGCUGAUUUUCAACCAGAGUCUAAUUUCUUGUGGCGUACUGUGCCAUUUUUGGUGCAUAAUUCUGAACUUGCCCUUAUUCAAGCUCGUUGGAAAUUUGUGAAUGCAGAUGAAUGUUUAAUGACCAGAAUGCAAGAGAUGUCACUAGAUUACCAUUUUACCGUUGAACAAGAAGUUGGAUCUUCUACUUACGCCUUUUUUGGCUUCAAUGGGACUGCGGGAGUGUGGAGAAUUUCAGCAAUGAAUGAGGCUGGUGGAUGGAAGGAUAGAACGACGGUUGAAGACAUGGACUUGGCAGUUCGAGCAAGUCUCAAAGGAUGGAAAUUUUUAUACUUAUCAAACUUGCAGGUGAAAAACGAAUUGCCGAGUACUUUCAAAGCCUACCGUUACCAGCAGCAUCGUUGGUCGUGUGGACCUGCGAAUCUUUUCAGGAAAAUGGUCAUGGAGAUUAUCAAAAACAAGAAAGUGUCGUUGUGGAAGAAGAUACACGUAAUUUACAACUUCUUCUUUGUUAGGAAAGUUGUAGCUCACAUCAACACGUUUGUGUUUUAUUGCAUUGUACUACCUGCGACAGUUUUGGUGCCGGAAGUUGUGGUUCCGAAAUGGGGUGCUGUUUAUAUCCCUUCGGUUAUUACUCUUCUCAAUGCUGUUGGAACUCCAAGGUCACUCCAUUUACUUGUAUUUUGGAUUCUUUUUGAGAAUGUGAUGUCUCUACAUCGAACGAAAGCAACUAUUGUUGGUCUAUUGGAGACUAGUCGAGUGAAUGAAUGGAUUGUCACUGAGAAGCUCGGAGACGCUCUCAAGGUUAAAGCAGGAACAAAAGCACUCAAGAAGCCUCGGUUCAGAAUUGAAGACAGGAUUCACUUGCUAGAACUCGGUGUUGGAAUGUACCUCUUCUUUAUUGGCUGCUACGAUGUCAUGUUCGGGAAAAACCACUUCUUCAUCUUUCUCUUUAUCCAAGCAUUCGCCUUCUUCAUCAUGGCUUUUGGAUAUGUUGGAACCUUCAUUCCCAACACCUAG
Molecule: messenger RNA, 1602 nt
Organism: Lathyrus sativus (Indian pea)
Lineage: Eukaryota; Viridiplantae; Streptophyta; Magnoliopsida; Fabales; Fabaceae
Source: the annotation of a GenBank genome assembly